Molecule: messenger RNA, 819 nt
Organism: Cyprinodon variegatus (sheepshead minnow)
Lineage: Eukaryota; Metazoa; Chordata; Actinopteri; Cyprinodontiformes; Cyprinodontidae
Gene: manbal
Product: mannosidase, beta A, lysosomal-like
Exons: 3
Coding region: 181-441 (86 amino acids)
Cellular component (GO): membrane
Source: RefSeq, a predicted model, not a curated record
GUUGAAUACGUCACUUCCGGUGUGUGUGGUUUUUUUUUUUCUCUCUCUUUUUUUGAUAAAUUCUCUGUACAAUUCUUCACAUUUCUUUGCGUAUAUAAAUUUGAAGACUAAAUAAAUAGUCAAGACUUUCUUCUUUAUUGAAUGUUCACCGGAUGAAAUAAAUCCAAACACAGCAGCAUCAUGUCUGCAGAGCUGGACCUGUCCCCUCCUGAAGUACCUGAGCCCACCUUACUGGAAAGCAUCCUGCGCUAUGGGCUGUUCCUUGGAGCCAUCUUCCAGCUGAUCUGUAUCCUGGCUGUCAUAUUCCCCUCAUCCAAGAGUAAUGAGCAGGAGGAAACGGACUCCACUGAAGGCAAACCUGGUGAUCAGAUGAAGAAACCAAAAGGACCAGCACCCCAGAUUCGACAGAAACAAAAGAAAGAGAGCAAAAAGAAGAGAUAAAUGUCUCUGUGUCUUUUUGUAUUCCGUUUGUGUUUCACAAUUAGAAACUAGUCACAGUUAUCAUAAUAAUCCACUACAUAUAAGACACUUCAGAAUGAUCCUCAGCUUGAUCCGGUUGUCAGUCAUCACACUCACAAUAAAUGCCAUUUGUUAAUACAGCUGCAUAUUUGAUAGUGUUUGUUUUUUUUUAUCUUGUCAUUUAUUAUUAUGUUGAUGUGGAUUAAAACUAAUAGAAAGCCUCUUAGCUAUAAAUAAUGAAUAGAUAUUUCUUAAAACAGUCUGUUAAAAUAAGUAGGUCAGGUUUUAUUAUAGCUGUUUUUCCCAAACCGAUUAGCUCUGCCUCUUGCUUGCAAAUAUGUUUUUAGAUCUCUGUUAAAA